ACAUCUUUCUUAGCUGUCAUUGAAUUUUGUAAAAAUCGUAACGCAUACAUAGGUACUUUUUCUAAUUUAUUUUAUUGCGCAAAUACUCCAAAAAUCACUAUAGUACAAUAAAUCACAAUUUUUUAGAUUGAAAUAAAAGGAUGCUGCGCCAGCCGCUGACCAGGGCGCUUGCGCUGAGUUCUCCAUCCCGCGCUGUACCGCUAGCCGCCCGGCGAUAUGCCGAGGUAGUGCCACAGCCUGAUAAAGUAGAGGUGUUCAUAGAUGACAAGCCUGUUUAUGUACCACCUGGCACUACAGUAUUGCAGGCUGCAGCCCAAGUUGGUGUUGAGAUACCGAGGUUCUGUUACCAUGAGAGGCUAGCUGUUGCUGGCAACUGUAGGAUGUGCCUUGUGGAGGUCGAGAAGUCACCAAAACCAGUUGCAGCAUGUGCUAUGCCAGUUAUGAAGGGAAUGAGAGUGAAGACUAACUCGGAUCUGACGAGAAAAGCAAGAGAAGGUGUGAUGGAAUUCCUGCUGGUCAAUCAUCCUUUGGACUGUCCGAUUUGUGAUCAAGGUGGAGAAUGUGACUUACAAGAUCAAUCUAUGGCAUUUGGUUCUGAUAAGAGCCGGUUUACUGAUAUACAUUUCUCUGGAAAGCGGGCUGUUGAGGACAAAGAUGUUGGUCCUCUUAUCAAGACUAUAAUGACACGUUGCAUUCACUGCACGCGGUGCAUUCGUUUCGCCUCUGAAGUGGCUGGUGUUGAUGAUCUGGGCACCACUGGUAGAGGUACAGAUAUGCAGGUUGGAACAUAUGUGGAGAAAAUGUUUCUAUCUGAGUUAUCGGGCAACAUAAUUGACUUAUGCCCCGUCGGCGCUCUCACAUCGAAGCCCUACAGUUUUGUCGCUCGACCCUGGGAAACUAGGAGGAUUGAUUCCGUUGAUGUUUUAGACCCAUUGGGUAGUAAUAUCGUGGUUACAACGAGGACAAACGAAGUCUUACGUAUUCUCCCUAGGACUAAUGAGGAGAUCAAUGAAGAGUGGUUGUCAGACAAGUCUCGUUUUGCGUGUGACGGGCUGAAGCGUCAGAGACUGGUUACACCGUUGAUGACUGACAGUCGUGGCAAUCUCACGCCAGUGGAAUGGGAGGACGCCAUUGUUGCCGCUGCGCGUGCACUGCGCGAUUGCCCGCCUGAUAAGCUUUUAGCGGUAGCCGGUGACAUGGCGGAUGCGGAAUCGCUGGUGGCCCUCAAGGACCUGGUCAACAGGCUGGGCUCCGAGCUGGUUUGCACCGAGCAAUACUUUCCACUGGAAGGCUCCGGCAUUGAUCUACGUUCUACUUACCUCUUGAACACUGGCAUUGCUAACGUGGAGGAAGCCGACUUUGUUCUUCUGAUCGGUACUAACGUACGCUUCGAGGCGCCGCUACUCAACACCCGCAUUCGCAAAGCCUUCAUGCACAAGGAGACCGAUGUUGCACUCAUCGGACCUCAAGUUGACCUCACCUACGACUACAUGCACGUGGGUGACGCUGCAUCUAUAGUCAAAGAUCUAGCAUCAGGCACCAGUUCUCAUGAGGUGGUCCGCAAGUUGGAGCAGGCCAAGCGUCCCGUAGUGAUCCUCGGAGCUGACCAGCUGAAGACGUCAGAGGGCGCAGCGUUGCUUGCGUACACGCAGGAACUUGCCCUACGUCUGCAGGAUAAAUUGCAGGAUAAGGAGUGGAAGGUGCUGAAUGUGCUGCAGCGCACAGCAUCACAAGUAGCUGCUCUCGACAUCGGCUACAAGCCGGGUGUGGGCGCUCAUCUCUCUAACGCUAAGGUUGUGUACUUACUGGGUGCUGACAGCGGUGUUGUCACUCGCGAAAGCUUACCUAAAGACGCUGUUGUUAUCUAUCAAGGUCAUCAUGGUGACGUUGGCGCGAGUAUUGCUGACGUGGUGCUGCCUGGUGCUGCGUACACGGAGAAGCGUGCAACGUACGUGAACGCGGAAGGUCGUGCACAGCAGACCUUGCCCGCUGUCACAGCUCCUGGCAAAGCUCGCGAGGACUGGAAGAUCAUCAGGGCUCUUUCGGAGGUAGUUGGUGAACGUCUGCCUUAUGACAACUUGGAUGAGGUGCGUGAUCGCCUGAGUCAAGUCAGCCCGGCUCUUGUGGCAUACGGUGAUCUGCAGAACAAUAACUACUUCGCACAGGCAAGGGCACUCGCACAGAGCGUACAGAAGCCGAUGUCGGGCAAAUUGGAUGUGCAGCUGAAGUCUUUGGAGGAUUACUUCAUGACGGACGCCAUCAGCCGCGCUUCGCCCACAAUGGCCAAAUGCGUGCAGGCAGUACUCAAACAGAAGCAAGCCACGUAUUAAUAUAAUAUAUAAAAUACACACACUUUACACAAUACAUACAAAAUAUAGAUCGCAAUAUAACCAAACAAUUAAAUAGUAUAUAAAAAAAGAUUCCGACAUUUACAAAAAAGUAUUCCGAACGUAUUGCGAACUUAACUGCGUAUGCGCACGUUAACAUGACGUC
Molecule: messenger RNA, 2493 nt
Organism: Papilio machaon (common yellow swallowtail)
Lineage: Eukaryota; Metazoa; Arthropoda; Insecta; Lepidoptera; Papilionidae
Gene: ND-75
Product: NADH-ubiquinone oxidoreductase 75 kDa subunit, mitochondrial
Exons: 14
Coding region: 141-2330 (729 amino acids)
Biological process (GO): ATP synthesis coupled electron transport
Cellular component (GO): membrane
Molecular function (GO): iron-sulfur cluster binding; NADH dehydrogenase (ubiquinone) activity
Source: RefSeq, a predicted model, not a curated record